AUGUCGAGCAAGUUGGUCUCUAAUCUCAUUCCUCCUAUAUGGGACGUCGAUAUAGGACUCGACAAUGGCUCCCUCCGCGGGGAUGAUUCGUCUUCUUGCGUCCAGAAGCAGCAGAAGAAGAAGUUGAAGCUGUUCGGAGACGGCAAGAACAAGGUGCCUCUGGCCAACAGCAACACCGUCGAGAGAUCAUUGCUGGCUUCGACCCCUGACCCGCGCGGCCGCGACCGAGGGAAGAAGCUCUUCGAGUGCCAAUACUGCGCCAAGACGUUCGUGAACUCACAGGCCUUGGGGGGCCACCAGAACGCCCACAAGAAGGAGAGGAUGAGGAAGAAGAAGUUGCAGCUCCAAGCCAGGAGAGCGAGCCUCAACAGUUACCUUCAAGCGUAUCGAAAUUGUUACUCCUCUAAUUCUAACGGGGUCCUUGAUUUCAGAGGAGGGUCCAAUAAUGAUCAGUGGUAUAUCGAUUCUUCCUCAUGCUAUGUCUCUGCUCCUGGCAAUCCGUUUGCGGUCCCCGAUCGGGAGCCCCAGAUCAGCUUCGGUGAUGCGGCGGAUCAUCGAGAAGGUCUACCUUUCGGUGGAUCGACUCGAGUUCAAAACUGGCACGCUCCCGAUGUAUUACCGGCUAAUACCAGUUAUUAUCGGCAUAAGAAAUGA
Molecule: messenger RNA, 654 nt
Organism: Rhodamnia argentea
Lineage: Eukaryota; Viridiplantae; Streptophyta; Magnoliopsida; Myrtales; Myrtaceae
Exons: 2
Coding region: 1-654 (217 amino acids)
Biological process (GO): cytokinin-activated signaling pathway; gibberellic acid mediated signaling pathway; trichome morphogenesis
Cellular component (GO): nucleus
Molecular function (GO): transcription cis-regulatory region binding; DNA-binding transcription factor activity
Source: RefSeq, a predicted model, not a curated record